This is a messenger RNA of Arabidopsis lyrata subsp. lyrata, 910 nucleotides long. RefSeq names its product protein ACCELERATED CELL DEATH 6-like. The record is from RefSeq and is a predicted model, not a curated record. Bases 14 to 892 code for a protein of 292 amino acids. The transcript is spliced from 2 exons. Lineage: Eukaryota; Viridiplantae; Streptophyta; Magnoliopsida; Brassicales; Brassicaceae.
CAGAACUGAGCUGAUGGAGAAGCAAGAUGUGGAUGGGAAUGCACCUUUGCACCUGGCUGCCAUAAACUGCCGCCCUCGUACGAUUUUUCACCUUCUAAAUGAUUGCAAGCCAAAAUGCAAACUUACAAGGAACAAUAGUGGUUUAACAGCUCUGGAUAUUGCCGAGUCAAAUCAGCAACCCAACUACAUCUUCAUGGAGAGGGUGACACUGAUGGUGUUAUUAUUCUACUUCCCAUCAAAAGAUUCUUCCAUGAAUUCUGUCUCGCCUUACCUCCCUCUUAUUUUGGAGAUCCUGAUCGAGAAAAAGAUAACAAGACGAUCAGAUCCACCAGCUGGUGACAAAAGCAAAGACUACGUCAGCACUCUUCUAGUGGUGGCAGCUCUUGUAGCAACCGUGAAAUUUGCUGCUGGUUUUACAAUACCAGGUGGCUUUAAUAGCUCUGGUUCGAACCUGGGCAGGGCAACUCUAGCCAGUGACCGAAAAAUCGUCUUUUUUAUGGUAUUUAACAUUCUGGCAAUGCAAAGCUCCAUUGUAACGAUAGCUACUCUAAUCUGGGCGCAGUUGGGCGAUCCAACACUCGUUCAUAGAUCCUUAAUUGUGGCAUUUCCAUCACUGUUUUUCGCUCUUCUCUGCAUGCCGGUGGCAUUCUAUUGUGGUGUUCUUGUUGCAUUUUCACAUGUUAAGGGGCUUGUUAUCCUCCUCAACGUUACAUCUGCGAUCUUCCUCUUUCUAAUGCUCUUUGUCCUUGGCCCUCACGUUUUUCUACAAAUACCUGGCAUUCCUGCUGUCUUUGGUGGCUAUUUCGUAUUUUUUAUUCUGCUUGUUGAUGAAGACAGCAAUGCAAAGGCGUCUCCUGGUAAGGAUCUCAUCCAAGAGAAAAAAACUAGCUAGAAGAGAGCAUUUUUUCUC